Molecule: messenger RNA, 1554 nt
Organism: Chaetura pelagica (chimney swift)
Lineage: Eukaryota; Metazoa; Chordata; Aves; Apodiformes; Apodidae
Gene: SLC18A2
Product: solute carrier family 18 (vesicular monoamine transporter), member 2
Exons: 15
Coding region: 1-1554 (517 amino acids)
Biological process (GO): transmembrane transport; aminergic neurotransmitter loading into synaptic vesicle; xenobiotic transport
Cellular component (GO): terminal bouton; synaptic vesicle membrane
Molecular function (GO): serotonin:sodium:chloride symporter activity; xenobiotic transmembrane transporter activity
Source: RefSeq, a predicted model, not a curated record
AUGGCUUGGGGCGAGUUCAACCUCCUGCGGUGGCUCCGGGAGAGCCGGCAGUCCAGGAAACUCAUCCUGCUGAUCGUGUUCAUCGCUUUGCUGCUGGACAACAUGCUGCUCACGGUCGUCGUGCCAAUAAUUCCCAGUUACCUUUACAGCAUGAGACAUGAGAAAAAUGCCACAGAAAUCCAGACUCCUAAGCCUAACGUAGUCUCAACAAUGACGGACAAUUUUCAGAGCAUCUUCUCCUACUAUGACAACUCAACAAUAGUUACUGGAAAUGAAUCUGAUAAGGCACAACCCGGAGACUUGCAUCAUACUCAGACAGAACAAAUGAUAGUAAAUGUGACUCCUUCCCCAUCCGACUGCCCUAAGGAAGAUAAGGACCUGCUGAAUGAGAAUGUUCAAGUCGGUCUGUUGUUUGCUUCCAAAGCAACAGUGCAGCUGAUCACUAACCCCUUCAUAGGGCCGCUGACAAACAGAAUAGGCUACCAGAUUCCACUGUUUGCUGGCUUCUGCAUCAUGUUUGUGUCAACAAUCAUGUUUGCUUUCUCUGGAAGCUAUGCAUUACUGUUUAUUGCCAGGUCCCUUCAAGGAGUGGGUUCCUCUUGUUCUUCAGUGGCAGGGAUGGGUAUGCUGGCCAGUGUGUACACAGAUGAUGAAGAGAGAGGCAACGCAAUGGGAAUUGCACUAGGAGGCCUUGCUAUGGGAGUAUUAGUGGGUCCACCUUUUGGGAGUGUCAUGUACGAGUUUGUGGGGAAGAGUUCUCCUUUCCUAGUGCUGGCAGCACUGGCUCUGCUGGAUGGAGCUGUUCAAUUAUUUAUUCUGCAGCCAUCCAGAGCACAAGCAGAAAGUCAGAAGGGGACACCAUUGCUGACACUGCUGAAGGACCCAUAUAUCAUUAUUGCAGCAGGAUCUAUCUGCUUUGCAAACAUGGGUAUUGCUAUGCUUGAACCAGCUCUGCCCAUCUGGAUGAUGGAGACAAUGUGUUCACAAAAAUGGCAGCUUGGCGUCGCUUUUAUUCCAGCUAGUAUCUCUUAUCUCAUUGGGACUAAUCUUUUUGGGAUACUUGCACACAAAAUAGGAAGGUGGCUCUGUGCUUUACUCGGGAUGCUAAUCGUGGGAAUAAGUAUUUUAUGCGUACCAUUUGCUAAAAACAUUUAUGGGCUCAUCGCACCAAAUUUUGGAGUUGGAUUUGCCAUUGGAAUGGUGGACUCCUCCAUGAUGCCAAUUAUGGGCUACCUGGUAGAUCUGCGCCACGUGUCGGUCUACGGCAGCGUGUACGCAAUAGCUGAUGUUGCCUUCUGCAUGGGCUUUGCCAUAGGUCCUUCUGCUGGUGGUGCCAUUGCAAAGGCCAUUGGAUUCCCAUGGCUCAUGACAAUUAUAGGGAUUGUGGAUAUUCUCUUCGCUCCCCUCUGCUUCUUCCUUCGAAGCCCACCUGCCAAAGAGGAGAAAAUGGCAAUACUCAUGGAUCACAACUGUCCUGUGAAAACCAAAAUGUACACCCAGAACAACAUCCAGUCCUACCCCAUAGGUGAUGAAGAAGAGUAUGAAAGUGAAUAA